CGAAACGCCUCGUGCAUGCAGACAUGCAGGGUUGAUCAGCCCGGAUACCUCAAUCCGGGCAAAGCACGAGUUUUCCUUCGACCGUGCGAACGGCCCGGUGUCCAAUUGAACUGUAGGUAUGAUAUUUGUCGACGAAUCGACUAAUUGACCACUUCGCAUAACGCCGCGCGCCACCUUGCUGCAGUUCAUUGCAACUACCGUUCAAAAAACUUUGUCAAGCCGCAUGGCGUUGUCUCAGAUGACGGGGAAGCCUCAGCCUUGUGCUUGUCAGAGACGAACCUUCUGUUCAUAUUUAUGUUAUCGUUCGUUCUCUGCAUUUCGAACGCUGCUUUCUUUGCUGAUGUCAUUUGAAUAAGUCAGUCAUCACUGAACCAGUUAUACGAUAAUCUCACCAUUCCAGUCAUGCCGCUCACUUCAUCGACCUUCGAAAAUGGCAGCUACAGUGAUGGGAAGUGGCUCUGUGCUUGCGACAAUCCGGUUCAAUGGCGUGUUGUCUCAAAGGAGGGCGAAACCAAAGGCCAGCGAUUCCUGAGAUGCAACUCCCAGCCUCAAUGUAGCUUCUUUCUCUGGGAAGUGCAUGAGAAAAACGCCCGCAAGAAGCUUAAUGAGCGAUCUUCCCAACCGCCUACCACGCCCACCAGUACGACCACCCAAGCCAACGCGCUGUACCUACCAACACCCAGUACAGCUGCAUGGGAUAGCACGCUACCAACGCGCACUCGUGGACUCCCGAUUUCGAACGGGACGCCCACACGGUCCCGGGGCAAGGCCGCCAGCUUAUCGUCAAUCAAAACAGAUGGUGAGAACGAUGAGGAUGAUGAGGACGGCAACAACAGCACUUUGCUCCCGCAGAUAAUCACCCGACUGAGGUCAGAUGGCGUCCUACUUAAGCCAUCUACAAGAGAGUACUUGGGGCACCUUCUUCGCGAGCAAAGCGCCAUUGAUGUGGCCAAGCUGCAGACUAGGAAUGACACAAUUGCCCGCCUUUGCAAGGAACUGGACCGGCUGACGGUCAAAGCGAACGUGGAUGUUCCGUAAACACAAACUGCCGACUAGAGAGGACAUGAUUUUGCAGAGUUUUGUUUGCUGAACUUAGCUCACUGGAUAUUGAUGGAGUACGUUCGUUCUGUGCUUCGUACUCGGCCCCUGUUGCAUGCAGUGCCAGCCAACUGUAGUGGCGUGUGAUGUAUGAUGAUUUCUGUGGUGAAGAUGGUUCUGGUGUCGGUGGAAACCCCUGCUCUAAGUGUAGAUGGCAAUACUGGG
Molecule: messenger RNA, 1263 nt
Organism: Parathielavia appendiculata
Lineage: Eukaryota; Fungi; Ascomycota; Sordariomycetes; Sordariales; Chaetomiaceae
Exons: 2
Coding region: 403-1038 (211 amino acids)
Molecular function (GO): zinc ion binding
Source: RefSeq, a predicted model, not a curated record